UUCGUGUCGCCGCUCUUCGGUCCACCGAGGUCUCAGUGUAAUAUCGGAACUGACAAAGGCACUGUUCCCUUAUCCUCGUCCAAGAGUUGGUGUACCGGCUAGUACGAACGCAUCUGCCAUCUGGCGCCCGUCCCACGGUCCACCUCGUUUCUCCGACCCCUUCUCCUCCUCUCCUGUAUUACAUCGCACCUGCAACUCAGACCUUCAAAUCGCCAAGUCUUCUCACAAAUCUCACAAAGCUCUAUGCCCCAUGCGACAAUGGGGAUAACGUUGCCCACCGAAAUCAACAUCAUCACUCUCAACUGCUGGGGCCUCAAGUUCAUCUCAAAGCUCCGCGAUGAACGUCUCACCGAGAUCGGCCGUCGCAUCGCCUCUGCCGCCCCUAGGCCUCACAUAGUCGCCCUCCAAGAGUGCUUCACCCAGGAGGACUACGAGACCGUCCGUCGCGAAACCCGCAGUAUCCUCCCUUAUGGGAAGUUCUACUUCAGCGGGCCCUUCGGCGGCGGCCUCGCCAUCCUCUCGCACUGGCCCAUCGAGGAGAGCACCAUGCUCCGCUACCCCCUCAAUGGCCGUCCUACCGCUUUCUGGCGCGGCGACUGGUACGUUGGCAAAGGCAUCGCUUGCGCAAAGAUUCGAUAUGGUCCCGGCCCCAAGGACAUAAUCGAGGUCUUCAACACUCAUACCCAUGCACCCUACGAAGACUCAUACCUCUGUCACCGCCUCGCUCAGUCCUGGGAAAUGUCCAAACUCCUCCGAGGCGCCACCGAGCGCGGCCAUCUCGUGCUUGGCCUGGGCGACUUCAAUAUGCGACCGGCCUCCUUGCCCCACCGCCUGAUCACCGCCCACGCCACCCUCGUUCGCGACGCCUGGCGCCUCCUCCACCCGGACAGUUCCCUCGGCACCCCGGACGACCCCCUCGAACGAGCUCGCCGCCGGCCCGUCCCCACCGCCGACUUCAACCUUCUCGAAAACGGCGCCACCUCCGACAGCGUCUACUGCACUUGGCGCUGGUCCGCCGACCAGCAGCGCCGCCUCUCCUCCAAGAAGAAGUCCGGCUCUGAUCCUUACGCCGUCCCGCCUCACGCCCUGGACCCCAAGGGCAAGCGUCUCGAUUACGUAUUCGUCGCCGACGGCCAGCGCGCAACCUCGCCCUCCCGCAGGCACGGAAAUGCCCGGGACGGUGCCUCGACGAGGACCGGCUGGGUCGUCAAGUCCGCCAAAGUCGGCAUGGUUGAGCCUCAUCCCCGUCUCGGCUGCUCCCUGAGCGACCACUUCUCCGUCGAAGUGACCAUCGCCUACCACACCUCGUCCAACCAACGACGUUCGCCUCAAACACGAGACGACCCUCCGACAAGGCCGCAAGCCGGGACAGGGACAACCAAAGUAGCCCACGGUACAGCCGCCAUCGACAACGUAACCUCAUACCUCCAGAGCCCCACGGCAAGCGAAACGGGCUCGCAAUCCGACCACCCGCCAACUCACGACCGAGACGCCUCACAGUCCGAAAACAACAACCCGCGCUCCUCUCACCGCCACGCAGUCCAACGCCGCCCACCCCAACAAUCCCGUCCCCUCUCCGCCCCCCUAACCCCCGCCCCGGAACUCGCCAGCGAGUCGGACCUCGACCUCCAACUAGACCCCACCCACUACCCAGCCCACCAAGACAACGCCCCGCUCCCCAGCAGCGCCUACGACGACGUCCUGUCCACCAUCCGCGCCUACGUCCGCCGCGAGCAAUCCCAGCGCCGCCUCCGCGCCGCGCACUUCUUCGUCUGGUUCGCCCUCUGGCUCGCUUCCCUCGCCGGCAUCUGGUUCGUGCCGUCCCGGCUCAGGUUCUUCAACUUCCUGCUCCUCCUAUUGGGCUCCCUUGGCCUCGUCGCCGGCGUCGUCGACGGCCUGAUGGCCCUGCUCUUCUUCGGCUCUGAGCUGCGUGCCCUGCGCGAGUUCGAAUGGGAGAUCCUAAACGCCAAGGCUUCCGCCGCCGGGGGCGCAGGGCCCGGAGUCGUCGGCGAGGACGGGAAGGUGCAGUGGGAAAGAGGCUGGUGAAGUGUGGGAGUGGAAUCAGUCAGUCGAUCACGAUGGAUUGUGAGUAUGGUAGGAAACAUAAACAUAUCAAACCUUACCACUGUCCUGUCUCACCCAUGAAAACCCAGAAAACCCACACGACGCAUUUGAUAGGGAGAAAUAGUUGACGUGUGAAGGAGGAAGGAUAUAGCCUAAUGCUACUAAUUACAACAAGACAACAAAGAAAGCAAGACAUCGCACACCAU
Molecule: messenger RNA, 2270 nt
Organism: Sodiomyces alkalinus F11
Lineage: Eukaryota; Fungi; Ascomycota; Sordariomycetes; Glomerellales; Plectosphaerellaceae
Product: DNase I-like protein
Exons: 2
Coding region: 244-2046 (600 amino acids)
Cellular component (GO): cytoplasm
Molecular function (GO): sphingomyelin phosphodiesterase activity
Source: RefSeq, a predicted model, not a curated record